AUGCCUCUGGGUGGAGAAGGCAGCAGCACAUCCCAAUUUUCAUUUGAGAUGGUUGAUGAGAAGGGAGAUGGCUUAGAGGACCCUAAUAAGCCCAAGAUGUGGAAGACCGGACAACAAUAUCACUAUCCUAUUCCAAAACCAGCUGGGGAUCCCUUCGAUAGGUGUCUGGAGCCCCUAUUGACCACAGAUCAGAUCCAAUGCGACGUGUGGAAGGGUGAAGUGCAGAACUUGUUGAUAUUCGCAGGUCUAUUCUCGGCAGUUGUCACUGCAUUUUUGGUUGAAUCCUACAAAUUGCUGCAGCCCGACAAAGGCGAUUUAUCUAUCACCUACCUUGCCCAUAUAUCGGCUCGCCUGGACAACCUUGCGAAUGCGACGGCUUUCCCUCCAGCUUCUAUUACUGAACCCAACUCUAACGCGUUUUCGCCUUCGUCAUCAUCCACAAGAGUCAACAUACUCUGGUUUCUCAGCCUUGUUCUGAGUCUCGCCACUGUACUCAUUGGCAUUGUAUGUCUGCAGUGGUUGAGGGAACAUCAGCGCUAUCCGCAGACUCUCACCCAGAAGGAGGCCUUUGCCCUCUUCCAUAUGCGUUCUGAAUCUCUCCGCAAGUGGUAUGUUCCUCAAAUAUUCGCAGGCCUCCCCUUGCUGCUCCAACUCGCCUUGAUCUUCUUUCUUGCGGGCAUCAUCGACUUCCUUCAAGCCAUUGACAAGACUGUCGCUAUCCCAGUCAUAGUCUUCGUCUCGUUGACACUAUGUUUCUUCCUUGUCACGACGAUUCUUCCUGUCUUCCAAUCCUAUACGCUCGCGCUUCCCCUUAAUACAAAUGAACCCGAGGUUUCAACACCUUGUGCGUACAAGUCGCCUCAGGCCUGGGCCCUUUUACGUCUUCUGACAUUGUCAAGGCCUCUCUUCCUGUUCAUCCACUCAUUCAUCCUCAACUCGUUAAUUUCGCCAAUCUACAUUCGUUAUUACCUUUUUAAGCACGGUGGCAACAAGAAAGACUUCACUUCCAGCGCUUCAAGUUGGGCAAUCUACAAGCUCUUUGGACAUUCAAUAGAUUGGAUCAGAUACGAACUUGGAUGGCUCGAAGUUCGCACAUGUCACAUUCAUGGCUCUCAAGAUUGGCCCCCGUCCCAGAAGUUUGACUGGGCCGAAGACUACGAUGCCACUCGAGGCAUCGUGGAGGUGAUACGACAGUACAGCUUUAACGAGCCGCUCAUGUACGCGGCAUAUCACUGUUUCCAGAAGACGGUGUCUCACAGCUUGGUCACCGACAAAUGCCUCCUCCAGUUGUUCAGAGACCAGAUCACAACAAGAGCCCUGUACGAAGAAGGAGCACCCGUCGCAAAUUCGGAGUUGAUACUCCUAUCAUCAUUGAUACGACCAUCUUUCGAAAUCUUGAAUGACGAAAAGGCCUACGUGUUCCUCGAAGCUUUGCCGUCUCGCUUCACUGCAGAUGCUCGCAACAUUUUCGGGCAGCAUCGCCUCGAAAUAUCGACAAGAUUGUUGCAAUUUCUCUUUGCAGUCGAGCCAGAAGUACAGCUAGAGGCGAAUCCACUUCCGCCAUCCGAUGCAUUUGAAUUGGCACGAAAGUCGCAAAUAUUCGCCUCAAUACUUCCGGGUCACCACAAACACUUUGGGGAUACCUUUGUUCCAUACCGAGAAUUCCUCUACCAAGAUGACUCUGACCUGACGGUCGCUCAAACACGCUUCACCAUCCUUGAGCAGCGAUUAUUGACUCUCUGUCCUUUUUUCCGACGGGCGGCGUCUCGACGCCAAACGUUGAAGGCUACUCCUACCAACUUCCAUAUGCGACCCUUCACUGAUAUCUACAUGGAAGAAAUCGCAAAUACAGUCUGGUUCGUCCUCACCAAAUCAGCAUCUUCGAUCUAUAGACGACUUAGCAUCCACCUGUUGAGCUGCAACAACUUCUUGGACGAACUAUUAAACAAAGGAGAACACAAACACCUCUACUAUAGCGCCCAGCUAUACAUCAAAAGUUUCUACACACCAUUAAAAAUCCUCAUCACUUACUUCAACCCAUCCGUCUUCCCAGACGCGACGCUCGUACACUCAGUCGCCAAGCUCGUUCGCACGCUCGACUCAUACAGAAUCAUGAUGGACCCGGAAACCUUCCGCUCAAUCCACGCGUACGAAAGGGAAGUUGAAGCCCAGGAAAAUGGAUCUUGGAACGACUUUCUUUCGGUCAUUCGCCAAGCUGAGCAUAUCCUGGACAACCCCGAUGGUCCGCGCCCUGGGGAGCCACCGGAUACCAACGAUCAGUUCCGAAGAGCUCUGGCAAAAGCAUUGAUGUCGCAGGCGACAACCCCCAAGGCCGUGCCUACAGCCAGUGGUACCUGUGUCACAGAAGAGAAACCAUGCUCAGAUUCAUUUACUUGA
Molecule: messenger RNA, 2397 nt
Organism: Cyclocybe aegerita
Lineage: Eukaryota; Fungi; Basidiomycota; Agaricomycetes; Agaricales; Hemipholiotaceae
Source: the annotation of a GenBank genome assembly